Molecule: messenger RNA, 2337 nt
Organism: Xiphophorus hellerii (green swordtail)
Lineage: Eukaryota; Metazoa; Chordata; Actinopteri; Cyprinodontiformes; Poeciliidae
Product: nuclear factor 7, ovary-like
Exons: 2
Coding region: 373-1980 (535 amino acids)
Molecular function (GO): protein binding; zinc ion binding
Source: RefSeq, a predicted model, not a curated record
UGUUUUGGGUGAAGCAGGAAGCUCCGCCCCCAACAUCUACUGCCUGAACUGAAACAGCAAGCUGGGUGGGAAUUGUUUUACUGUCUUUUUUUACAAGGUCUGUUCAGAUCUCUGGAGAGAAAAGUAAAAACGUGAGCUUUAGAGCAGGUUUAAUUCUGAACUUUGGGAUGAAACACACCUCAGUUGGAGCUGAACUAAAGCAGGAAACAGUUUGUGAUCGUUGUUUCCUGCAGAGAGACUCCCAGACGAUCAGAUUCACCUUCAGACCAAACUAGCAGCUUCCUGAGUGAAUCCAGCUGCAGGAGAGAAAAGUGGAAACCCCCAACUCUGCUGCUUCAAGCUGUUCACACUGAAGCUUCACUCAGAGACAAAAUGGCUUCCAUGUUAGAGGAGGAUCUCUGCUGUCCAGUCUGUCAGGAAGUCUUUAAGGAUCCUCUUGUUCUGUCAUGUAGCCACAGCUUCUGUAAGGAAUGUCUGAAGAACUGGUGGCGAGAGAAACCAUCAAGAGAGUGUCCAGUUUGUAAGAGGAAAUCUUCUAAGGCUGAUCCGCCUUUAAAUCUGGUUCUGAAGAACCUGUGUGAGACUUUCUUACAGCAGAGCGAUCAGAGACUUUCAGAGGAUCUCUGCUGUCCAGUCUGUAUAAAAGUCUUUAAGGAUCCUGUUGUUCUGUCAUGUAGCCACAGCUUAUGUAAGGAGUGUCUGAAGAGCUGGUGGAGAGAGAAACCAGCAAGAGAGUGUCCAGUUUGUAAGAGGAAAUCUCCAAAGGCUAAUCCGCCCAUAAGUCUGGUUCUAAGGAACCUCUGUGAGACUUUCUUACAGCAGAAAAAUCAGAGACUUUCAGAGGGUCUCUGCAGUCUGCACUCAAAGAAACUCAAACUCUUCUGUCUGGAUCAUCAAGAACUGCUGUGCUCAGUCUGUAGAGAUUCAGAAAAACACAUCAACCACAGAUUCAGACCAAUCCGGGAAGCUGCUCAGGAUCACAGAGAGAAUCUGAAAAUAUCUCUGGAGAUUUUAAAGAAGAAACUGGAGCUCAGAAAGAAAGUUAAAGAGAAGUUUGAUCAGACAGCAGAACACAUGAAGGUCCAGACCCGAAACACAGGGAGGCAGAUUGUUGAGCAGUUUAAGAAGCUUCAUCAGUUUCUAGCAGAGGAAGAGGAGGCCAGGCUGGCUGCACUGAGGGAGGAAGAGGAGCAGAAGAGAGGGAUGAUGAAGGAGAAGAUGGAGGCUCUGAGCAGAGAGAUAGCAGCUCUUUCAAACACAGUCAGAGCCACAGAGGAGGAGCUGAGAGCUGCAGACGUCUCAUUCCUGCACAACUACAAGGCUGCAGUGGAAAGAGUCCAGCGCUGCCCCCUGCUGGAGGAUCCACAGCUGCCCUCAGGAGCUCUGAUAGACCAGGCCAAACAUCUGGGCAACCUGGCCUUCAACAUCUGGAGCAACAUGGAGACCAUGGUGACCUACAAUCCUCUGGUUCUGGACCCAAACACGGCUCAUCCAGGACUUCACCUGUCUGAAGAUCUGACCAGUUUGACUCCAGGAGAGGAACAGCAGCUUCCUGAUAAUCCAGAGAGGUUUGAGGUCGAGUGGUCGGUCCUGAGCUCUGAGGGCUUUAACUCAGGGAACCACAGCUGGGAUGUUGAUGUUGGAGACAGUGAAGGAUGGAUGCUUGGUGUGUUAGCAGAGCUUGUCCAGAGGAAGGGACUUUUAGAGUUUGGGUUGUUGGUUAUGUUGUUUAUUGAUGGUGAAUACGAAGCAUUUUCUCCACCAGCUCCUCCAACGUUUCUCUCAGUCCAGAAGAAGAUCCAGAGGAUCAGAGUGAAUCUGGACUGGGACGGAGGAAAGCUGUCGUUUUCUGACCUGGAUACUAACACACACAUACACACCUUCACACACACCUUCACUGACAAGGUGUUUCCAUACUUCAGCACUGCUGAAGUAAAACUCUUACCGAUGAAGAUCUCAGUAAUCAAACAGCAGCUCUGAGGUUUUCAGCAUGAAGAACAAAAAGUCCAAAUUAUUUCAGUUGUGAGAAAUUAUUUCUGGAAAUAUGCGUCUCCCUCUUCUUUCAUCUUGAGCCGGGUUCUACAGAAUCCAGACCUGAAUGUUGAAUGUUUGUGAUUUUCUAUUUAAUCUGGAAUAUGACUCCUCAACAAUAUAAAGGACAAUAGUGAAGUUUGAGCUCUCCCUCAUUCUUUAAAGAGACAGUAAUCAUUGUGUAUGUAAACUUCAUGUCUCACAGACAUUCAUACAGUAUAUUUAAACGUUUGGUUGAAUGUUUAUCUUGGUAAACACUGCAUUAUGAGAAAUAUCUUACUUAAAAUAAAUUUUAUGUCACGUAAA